CUCUCCGCAACCAUCUUGACCAAAUUGGGUCAGCGCAGGUGCAACUAUUCAAGCAAGGACGCCGAACAAAGUUGCGCUCUCGAACCUCUUCUUGGGUCGUAGGUUCAGCGCUUGGCCUUUGUUCGAGACAGCUUGCUCGGUGGGGACCGACUGUUGCCGCGUGGGUUGGCUUAUCGCCAUCUCUACUGCCGAUCUGCAAUAGCCUCCAGUACCAGCAAUUAUCUGCAACCUAGCACCAUGGGGUACCUACCGUCGCUUGGAACGCUGGUUCGCGUGACGCUGGGCGUAGUGGUGGUCGGCAUCGCUUCCACCGCCGGGCUGUUGUAUCGCUACCAACGCUUACUCAUUUAUCCCUCAACGAUCCCCGCCCGUUCGCGAACCGAAGUGAUGACACCCGAUCAGUUUGGCAUGCCAUACACCGAAGAGAAGCUACAGACACCUGAUGGCGAGACAAUCCGCCUGUAUGUCAUUUUGCAAGAUGGUAACGCUGAGCGCGCAGCUGGGAAGACGCCCAAAGCCACAGGCGCAGAGGCAGCCAAGGGCAGACCUACCGUUCUCUUUCUCCACGCAAAUGCUGGUAACAUGGGCCACCGCUUGCCUCUUGCGAAAGUCUUCUACCGACGAUUUGGUUGCAACAUUGUCAUGCUUUCCUAUCGCGGCUACGGUCUUUCGACCGGCAGCCCAUCAGAAGUGGGGAUACGGAUAGAUUCACAGACGACUCUCGACUACAUCAAGGAGCACCCUUUACUGAGCCAAACAACCCUGGUCGGCUACGGGCAAAGCUUAGGCGGCGCUGUCGCCGUCGAUGUCGCUCAACGGAACCCAAAGCAUGUGCAUGCGCUCAUCGUCGAGAACACCUUCUUGUCCAUUCCUGAGAUGGUUCCCCACGUUCUGCCACCCGUAAAGCCUUUUCUCUUCCUGUGCCGGGAAUACUGGCUAACGGGUGAGCUCAUCAAGAAGCUCCCGCGGUCGUUCCCCGUGCUCUUUUUGAGCGGCCGGCAGGACGAGCUCGUGCCGCCAUCGCACAUGGAUGCACUGUUCGAGCGUUGCAGCUCCGAGAAGAAACACUUCAAAGCAAUCCCAGAAGGCAUGCACAAUGAUACUUGUUCGAAGCCUGAUUACUUUGAAGAGAUAGCCACGUUCCUCAGACGCUACGUGGUACCGGUGUCUCAUUCGGGCUCCGCAACGGCCAGUUCUGCACCCUCGGCCGCUUCGUCACCAGCACUACCUCUGCACCAGGAACUUCGGAAGCGCGGCGGUGCUACAGACGAUACCGAUGGCGAUGCAGAGGUCCUGACGGAUGAGGGGGAGUGGGUCAAGAUGAGCGGCUCGGACAUUUCGUCAAAGAUGUGAAUGCACAGCCGAAUGCUAUGCGCCUUGUUCAGCGCUGUACUGUACUGCAUUGCUCCACUCCCAAUUGGGACAAUCUGGUACCCUCAGCAUGCUUUCAGAGUUCACACCUGUAUAGUAGCAUUUCCUGUCUCAACGUAUAUGCUACUCUC
This is a messenger RNA of Tilletiaria anomala UBC 951, 1502 nucleotides long. RefSeq names its product alpha/beta-hydrolase. Gene Ontology annotation, molecular function: palmitoyl-(protein) hydrolase activity. The record is from RefSeq and is a predicted model, not a curated record. Bases 238 to 1353 code for a protein of 371 amino acids. NCBI's taxonomy places the organism in Eukaryota, Fungi, Basidiomycota, Exobasidiomycetes, Georgefischeriales, Tilletiariaceae. Gene Ontology annotation, cellular component: membrane. The transcript is spliced from 6 exons.